Procambarus clarkii (red swamp crayfish) is the source of this 2014-nucleotide messenger RNA. RefSeq lists its product as uncharacterized. Gene Ontology annotation, molecular function: hydrolase activity, hydrolyzing O-glycosyl compounds. The record is from RefSeq and is a predicted model, not a curated record. NCBI's taxonomy places the organism in Eukaryota, Metazoa, Arthropoda, Malacostraca, Decapoda, Cambaridae. Gene Ontology annotation, biological process: carbohydrate metabolic process.
AGACCCGUCGGGUAUAUCAGUGGAGGGGUCGUGGAUGGUGGGGGGUCGGGUAUAUCAGUGGAAGGCGUCCGUUCUCCCUAGCCACAGUGUCUCCUGCCGCAGCCAUGACCGGAGCGCUCACCAGGACCUUCCUGCUGGGGGUCGCCGCCCUCCUCCACACAGGCUGGGCCUAUGAGUGCGAGUACGUGACGAUUGGGGACGCGUGGGAGUACAACUAUGGAGCCGUGUUCUCGGCCCCGGCCCCGGCCGACUUCUCAGGGCUCGUCCUCGACCUGUACUUCAACCGACCUGUCGAUUCCAUUGACUUUUACGACGGAACGACGGAGAAGGUGGACGACCACCACUUCAUCCUGAGGGAGGACAGCCUCUCGGGCUCAGCCGGCGACGUCAUUGAGUUCAAGAUGCAGGUUCACUUCCCCGGAGCCCAGGCGGUGGUGACAGCCGCCACGCUCAACGGUGUUCCCCUGUGCGAGGGCGGUUAUACCACGGUGACGCCCUUCCAGAACCCGUGUGACCCCACCGGCAUGAGCCCCUAUGACUACGCCCAGGUACUGUGCAUGGGUAUCCUCUUCUACGAGGCUGAGAGGUCUGGACAUCUGCCUGCCGAUCAGAGGGUCACCUGGAGGUACGACUCCGCGCUUGACGAUGGCUCCGACGUGGGCCAUGACCUCACUGGCGGAUACUAUGACGCCGGGGACCACGUCAAGUUUGGCUUCCCCAUGGCCUUCAGCGCCACCAUGAUCGCUUGGGGACUCCUCGACUUCGCUGACGGAUACGAGGCUGCAGGCCAGACAGAAUACGGUCGAGACGCCCUCAAGUGGGCCACGGACUACUUCCUCAAGGCCUACACCGCCCACUGGGAGUUCUACGGUCAGGUUGGUAACGGUGGUAUCGAUCACGCGUACUGGGGUCGCCCGGAGGACAUGACUAUGGAGCGUCCCUCCUAUAAGAUCGACGAGCAAGCGCCCGGGAGUGAAUUGGCGGGAGAGACAGCCGCCGCCCUCGCCGCCGCCUCCAUCGUCUUCAAGGACGUCGACCCUGCCUACUCCGCCCAGGUGCUGGCUGUGGCAAGCGAACUAUACGAGUUCGCAGACGCCAAGCGCGAGCACUACCACAUCUCCAUUCCUGACGCCGCUGGCUACUACCAGUCGUGGAGUGGGUACUACGACGAGCUACUGUGGGCUGCUCUCUGGCUCAACCGUGCCACAGGGGACUCUACCUACCUGGACAGAGCCCGGGGCCACUAUGCUGAGAUCCCCGUCACCCCCAACAACAAGCUGCAACAGUUCUCCUGGGACGACAAGAGGGCCGGAGCCUUCAGUCUGGGGACGCUGCUGGACCCGGACUUCACGUCCUACGCGACAGACAUCCAGGCCUACAUCGAGUACCUGAAGAACGAGGCGACCUACACCCCUAAGGGCCUCGUCUACCUCGACACUUGGGGACCCAAUCGCCACGCCGCCAACGUCGCCUUCCUCUUCUUUUGGAACGCCAACCAGGGACUAGACCCCGAGGAGAACCGCCAGUGGGCCACCAAACAGAUCGAUUACAUCUUGGGAGACACCGGACGCUCCUUCGUCGUCGGCUUCGGCGUGGACCCUCCCAGGAGGCCCCAUCACCGCUCCAGCUCGUGCCCCUCACUACCGGGAGCUUGCGAUGACGGCUGGGCAGACAAGCAGCCCGGACCCAACCCGCAGACUCUCUACGGCGCUCUGGUCGGCGGACCUGGCCAGGACGAUUCCUACACGGACGACCGUAUGGACUACGUCCACAACGAGGUCGCAUGCGACUACAACGCCGCCUUCGUUGGAGCUCUGGCGGCCUUGGUCGAGCUCCACUGAGCCCACCUGAAGGAGGGAACGAAGACGAGAGUUCGAAGUCUGAAAAAUUGGUCCCUCAAGUUCUUCUGAAAUUGUCCCCAAAGGGUCCUCUCACGUUAUCUCCUGAUGACCCAAGAACUUAGAGACAUUCCUUACGAAGAUUUAGAUUAUUAAAUGGACUACAUCCACUGCAA